AUGAUGAGUUUCUACAAAGGAAGUUCUCUCAACGCCAUGAAAAUCAUUAGAAAAUCAAUGCAGUUUAGCAAAAACCUCUCAACUUCUUCUCAACUAUUCGGCAAACAUAUAAUCCCUUCACGUAUCUCCUCCGUAUGCAACUUCAGCACCAAUUACAAAAUCAAGCCACCCAAAAAUUUGGGCAUUCACUUUGUUCCUCAACAACACGCCUACGUAGUUGAACGUCUUGGUAAGUAUACUACAACACUGAAUCCAGGACUCAAUUAUUUGAUUCCAUUUAUCGAUAAGAUCCAAUAUGUACAUUCCUUAAAGGAACAAGCAAUUCUAAUUUCAAGACAAACUGGGAUUACCAAAGACAAUGUGCCAAUUGAAAUGGAUGGUGUGCUUUAUAUAAGAAUUAUUGAUCCUGUUUUAGCCUCAUAUGGAACAGAGGACCCUAUUUACGCUGUAGUCCAGUUAGCACAAACUACUAUGCGUAGUGAGCUUGGGAAAAUUACACUUGAUAAGACUUUUGAAGAGCGAGUUGAAUUGAAUAGAUGCAUACUUAAUGCGAUUAACGAUUGGCCUUUACGUACUGAUUGGGGAUUAGAGUGUUUAAGGUAUGAGAUCAAGGAUAUAACACCACCAGAAGGUGUAAGAGUGGCUAUGGAAUUACAAGCUGAAGCAGAGCGUAAGAAAAGGGCGAAAGUCCUGAUUUCUGAAGGGCAAAGACAAGCUGAUGUAAAUGUAGCAGAUGGGAGGAAAAUGGCUGUGAUUUUGGAGUCUGAGGCUGCUAAAAAAGACCAAGUGAAUAGAGCUAAGGGAAAAGCUGAUGCUAUUUUAUCUAAUGCUCAAGCAACUGCGCAUGCAAUUACUGAGGUAUCAAGAGCAAUUCUUGAAGAUGGAGGUUCUGAUGCUACUAGUUUGAGGGUUGCUGAGCAGUAUGUUGAAGUGCUUGAGAAGAUAAACAAGAUGGGGACCGUUACAUUGCUUCCUCAAGAUUCUAGUGAUGCUGCUAGCCUAAUUUCUCAAGCAAUUGCUAUACACAGCAAACUUUCUACCAGUAAGUAGUAGCAGCAGCAGAAGAAGUACUAUUGAUUUCUUAAAGAGUUAGUAGUAUGAAAGCUUAGUAUUUCGACGUAAUUUAGUAGUAGUUCUAGUUUGCAGACGUAAUUUUA
This is a messenger RNA of Solanum stenotomum, 1157 nucleotides long. RefSeq lists its product as uncharacterized. Bases 1 to 1050 code for a protein of 349 amino acids. The transcript has a single exon. Gene Ontology annotation, cellular component: membrane. The record is from RefSeq and is a predicted model, not a curated record. Lineage: Eukaryota; Viridiplantae; Streptophyta; Magnoliopsida; Solanales; Solanaceae.